AUGGACGUCUCUGUUUUCUUCUUCGGCCUGUUCCUCGGCUUCUUCAUCUUCACGAUGGAAGGUGUCGUCCGGCAGACCAUUCAGAUCUGGAAACGAACGCACAAAUUCGUCCAGGCCUACCUGUGGAUGAUCUGGACUGAAUCAGUUGUCAACCUUAUCUUCGCCAUGACUACUCGGAUGCAGCUCGACGGUGUCAUUGCGGGCUCCCUGGGCUACUACUUUAGCACCGUCCUCCUCUGGACCAUCCAAACCCAGCUCCUGUCCCAGAUCAUCGCCAACCGAAUCGCCCUGAUUAUGGUGAGCAGGCAGAAAUCCUUACAGCUCCGCUGGGCCCUCUUCAUUGCUAUCGGACUCGUCAACAUCGCCGUCGGGGCCAUCUGGAUCCCUGCGCAUCUCGACUCGGCAACGGAGUUCCAGAAGAACCUCAACUUCAUCUUCGAGAACGUCGAAAAGAGCUUCUUCCUCAUCGUCGACCUUGCCUUGAACCUUUACUUCCUCUACCUCGUCCGCUACCGCCUCAUCGCCGAUGGUCUGAAUAAAUACUGGACGCUGUACAAGUUUAAUAUUGGUUUUGUGACCAUCUCGACCACGAUGGAUGCGUUGCUUCUGGGUUUGCUAAGUCUGCCGAAUCAAUACGCCUACGUCCAAUUCGCCCCAGUAACAUACACUGUGAAACUUUACCUCGAAUUGAAAAUGGCGCAGCUCAUCUCCAAAGUCGUGCGACGGAGCAUGAACCGUGUGGACGACUCGUCUACAAGCCAACACAAUUCAAGCAACCGCGCUCCGCUAUCGCACUCGUACCGCACGUCAACCAUCAACAAGAAGUCUGCCCUCCGCGAGAACUAUGACGGGUAUGAGCAUGAGAUGAGCGCGCAUGUUAGUACUGGCGUGCGCGGUGAGGGAAAGGUUGGUGGGGACACCGGUGCUGCGGGCUCGAAGGGGCAGGGCAUUGGGAUUGUUAAGACGAUUACGACUGUUGUUGAGACGGAGAGCCGGGAGGGGAGUUCGGAGGCGAGUCGGUCGCGGGAUGGGGAGGUUUAG
Messenger RNA from Aspergillus calidoustus, 1041 nucleotides. The record is from the annotation of a GenBank genome assembly. NCBI's taxonomy places the organism in Eukaryota, Fungi, Ascomycota, Eurotiomycetes, Eurotiales, Aspergillaceae.